UCGUCCUGCAGCAGCUGCGGCGCAUGAGAGAGCUGCAGGUAUUCCAGCGACGCCCUCACUGUCAGCGGGCCAGCGGACGUCGGCCUUCCGUCCUCCCACCGAGCUAGAGAAACAUGGCUCUGAGUCGCCUGGAAAGGGCUCAAGUGUGGCUCUUCAGGGCGGUGUCGGGACUGCUGCUGGUGCUGCUCCGGCUGUUCGCGCCGCGGCGCCCCGCCGGGUCCCGGGAGAAGCUGCCCCCCGUCGGCCACCCGCUGCUGCUGCUGCCGGCCACGCAGCUGGCCAGGAAGAUCCGCAGAAAAGAGGUAUCGAGCGUGGAGGUGGUGCAGGCUUUCAUCGACAGGAUCCAGGAAGUGAACCCCUUUCUGAAUGCUGUUGUGAAAGACAGGUUUGCUGCCGCCCUCCAGGAGGCCGCGCAGGUCGACAAGCUGAUUGAGGAGGAGACUGGAGGGGAGGAGGUGCUGGAAGACCGGCUGCCUUUACUGGGAGUCCCACUGUCGGUCAAAGAGUCCUUUUCUCUCCAGGGUAUGCCCUUCACCACAGGCGUGAUCUCCAGGCGAGGAGUCGUGGCCUCUGUUGAUGCCCCGCCAGUGGCGCUGCUGAAGAGAGCAGGGGCCAUACCACUGGGAGUCACCAACACCAGUGAGCUGUGCAUGUGGAUGGAGUCACACAACCACCUCUACGGCACCACCAGCAACCCGUAUGAUCUUGAAAGGAUACCAGGGGGAAGCUCAGGGGGGGAGGGCAGCAUACUGGGGGGUGCAGGAGCGGUUAUCGGCGUGGGCUCUGACAUUGGUGGCAGCAUCCGCAUGCCGUGCUUUUUCAAUGGAAUAUUUGGCCAUAAAACCACUCCAGGUGUUGUGUCCUGUGAGAACCAGCACCCUCCCCCUUCCGGCAAACAGCCGGAGUACCUGAGCUCUGGUCCCAUGUGCCGCUAUGCUGAAGACUUGCUGCCCAUGCUCAAGAUCAUGGCGGGGCCAAACGCUCACAAGUUGUCCUUAAACACAAAGGUGGAUCUAAAGAAGCUGCGGUUCUUCACCAUCCCUCAUGAUGGCGGCUGCGUAUACACACAACCUGUCAGCAAAGAGCUUGUGGACAUUCAGAGGAAGGUCGUGGAGGGCCUGGAGGCCGACCUCGGAGUGCAAGUCCAGCACGUUUGUUUACCUGAGCUCCGCUACAGCUUCCAGAUCUGGGAUUCAUACAUGGUUCUCCCUGACAAGGAGGGCAAGCCUCCUAUAUCGUUCACUGAGCUGAUGGGGGAAACAGGACGACCUGCGUGGCCUUUGUGGGAGCUCCUGAAAUCGCUGAUAGGAAAGUCGGACCAUACGAUGGCUGCCAUCCUGCUCGGCGUGCUUGAGACGACCCGCACGUCCAAAGCCUCGCCCUUCAUCAUCCAGCAAAAAGAGAAGCUGCAGAAGGAGAUGGACGCGCUGCUGGGCACUGACGGAGUUCUUCUCUACCCUUCACACCCCAGGGUGGCACCCAAGCACCACCACCCGCUCCUCAGGCCCUUCGACUUCGCCUACACUGGUAUUUUGAACAUCCUUGGGCUGCCGGUUACCCAGUGUCCUCUGGGUCUGAAUGAGGACGGCUUGCCCCUUGGUGUGCAGGUGGUUGCAGGUAAGAUGCAGGACCACCUGACCCUCGCUGUGGCGCUCUACUUGGAGAAGACGUAUGGAGGUUGGACGGUCCCUGGAGCAAACUAAGGCCACAUCCACCUCCAGACCGGAGCUGCUGUAACGGAAAUGUGGUUUUCAAUAUCUGCCUUCUCACCUGUAGUAGGCCUAAAUGAGAGCGGUGCACACAGUAUGACUGAUGCUCAGGCGGGCUGGUUUUGCACUCAUUCCUCCGUGAUCAUUUCAAUCAUAUGAGUGAGGCAGUUAUGAGCACAAGCUUCAAAAAAGCUGAAAAAUUAAAAGAAUAUUCAGCGAUAUUUCAGUUCAACGGAAGGUUGAAUGCUGUUAAGUUAGAUGUUCUCGUCUUUGGACUGUAGCUGGUACAGUUUUGCUCGGAUUCAUACUGGGUGUUCGGUUCUCCCACAUAAAAGAUAUAAGGAGAACUUUGUGCUCAACUAAUGACUUCAACAAUUAAAGAUUACUAUCAAAUGUGAGGUGGUCGAGCUCUCACAUCAAUCUAUAGAGUUUAUUAAAAAACAAUUAACCAAAGUGCUUUACAGGGAUAAAAAAAGAUGGCCUAAUGAGCCAACGUCUGCUGUUCGUGGAGAUGCGCUAAAUGAUUUCAAAAUUAGUCAAAAGUGUAAUGACCAUGACUGAUCUGUCAUCUGUAGGUGUGACCAGAAAAAAGUGCAAAACUGUAAUUACAUGAUGUAAAUCUUGUACAAUGGUAAAUCAGCAGUGUGGCGCCUGUUUUAUGUUGCAACUCAUUUUGAUUAAUAAAAUGUUAAUUUUA
Messenger RNA from Cololabis saira (Pacific saury), 2406 nucleotides. RefSeq names its product fatty acid amide hydrolase 2b (gene faah2b). NCBI's taxonomy places the organism in Eukaryota, Metazoa, Chordata, Actinopteri, Beloniformes, Belonidae. The transcript has 11 exons. Bases 114 to 1703 code for a protein of 529 amino acids. The record is from RefSeq and is a predicted model, not a curated record.